Molecule: messenger RNA, 681 nt
Organism: Rhizoctonia solani
Lineage: Eukaryota; Fungi; Basidiomycota; Agaricomycetes; Cantharellales; Ceratobasidiaceae
Product: NAD(P)H:quinone oxidoreductase, type IV
Exons: 7
Coding region: 1-681 (226 amino acids)
Molecular function (GO): FMN binding; NAD(P)H dehydrogenase (quinone) activity
Source: RefSeq, a predicted model, not a curated record
AUGGUUGUCAAGAUUGCUGUCAUCUACUACUCUCUUUACGGGCAUAUCGGCAACCUCGCCCAGUCGAUCAAGAAGGGUGCUGAAUCCGAGGGCGUUGAGGUCACUCUCUUCCAAGUUCCCGAGACUUUAAGUCCUGAAGUCCUCACUAAGCUCGGUGCUCCCCCACGCAACCCAGAUAUCCCUACUAUCACUGCUGAGGAUAUGAAGCAAUUCGAUGGGUUCGCCUUCGGAAUCCCCACCCGCUAUGGACGUGCUCCCGCGCAAAUCAGCGCCUUCUUCGAUACAACCGGCUCUCUUUGGUUCACCCAGGCCUUGCACGGCAAGUUUGCCACUGUCUUUGUCUCGACCGGUACCCAGCACGGUGGUCAGGAAACCACCACCCUCACUACCAUGCCUUUCUUCGCUCACCACGGUAUCAACUAUGUCCCCAUCGGUUACAAGUCUCCUCUCCUCGGUGACAUGUCGGGCGUCCAGGCCGGUGGUCCCUUUGGCUCUGCGACGAUGGCUGGCUCGGAUGGUUCGCGCCAAGCAACCAGCAAUGAGCUCGCCAUCGCCGAGUACCAGGGCAAGCACUUCGCCGAGGUCGUCAAGACCUACGAGAGGGGCAAAGCUGCCGCACUCACUCCGGUCAAAGCUACCAAGCCUCCACGCAAGGGAUUCUUCGCAAAGCUUCUCAAGUAG